GAUCCGCUCGGCGAAAGGGAUAGCCGCGAGGGGGUAGUGAAUGUCGUCGGUGAAUCGGGCCGAUUGAAGGGUAAGAUUAAGAUUUUCGACGACGAUGCGCGCGGACCGAUCGGCCAAGUGCAGAUAGGACCCUCGCAGCUGGAUACGAGGCAUGUCGCGCGACAACUUUCACCCGUCGACCCGUUGUUGACGAAGCGAGGGCGGCGUAGCAAAAAGGCGAGACGAGAGGAAACGAUCAUCCGUGUGCGCGAGAUUCCUCCGCUUUUCCACAAGAGCGUCGCUCGAGAGCGAGAUCUCGCGAGAGAGCGGGACUGCGAAUUUUUUCUCGCGCGAAACGCGCACGCAUCGCGUCCGCAUGCGUGAUAAUUGUCUCUCCUUUCCCGACGAGCCGAUCGAAAUAUAUUGUCCGACCGGAGAGCACUCUCGGGGUACUCGGCGAAGAAAGGGAAGUUGCUGUAAUGGCCGCCGUGUCAUGAAAUGAAGGUGCCCAGCCAGUUUUGUGGUGCCACAAUGGAGGAUAGCUGUAGCCCCGCGUCCCAAAAUCAUAACGGCCAGCUGGCCGGCGGCGCGAAUGUCUCCAUCGCCAACAAUAAGCACCAGGGCGGCAGCGACAAUGGCAGCAACGGCGAUGCCAAGGACCAGCGACCGCAGUACUCGAUGCCUGGUAUUCUGCACUUUAUUCAACACGAGUGGGCCCGCUUCGAGCUCGAGAGGUCCCAAUGGGAGCUGGACAGAGCGGAAUUUCAGGCUAGGAUAGCUUUCCUUCAAGGUGAAAGGAAAGGACAAGAAAAUUUGAAGAAUGAUCUUGUGAGGAGAAUAAAAAUGUUAGAAUAUGCGCUUAAGCAAGAAAGAGCAAGGUAUCACAAACUAAAAUAUGGUACCGACUUAAUAAUGCAAGGAGAUAUCAAACCACCUCUUUAUGAAGAAGAUACUACGUGCAAUAUCUCUGAAAGUGGUGGUGGUGUUGGAGGUAGUGCUGGUAGUGGCGGUGGCAGCGGAGGAGGAGGUGGAGAUGGAGAAGCUUCAUUCACAUCUGUCAGUAAUGUUAGUUGGAGACAAGGUCGUCAACUUCUAAGGCAAUAUUUACAAGAGAUUGGAUAUACUGAUACAAUAAUAGAUGUACGGUCAAACAGAGUAAGAUCAUUGCUCGGUUUAAACAAUAACACAGACACAGAGGAAAUGAAUACUCCAGCAUUAAAUGGAAAUGAAGGAGUACAAGAUAAACAAGAAUAUAAUGAAAGUCUUGUACGUCGGGGAAAGCAACAGCAUCCUCCAAAAAAGCAACAGCCAUCUUCUAUAGCAGAAGCAAUGAUAUUAGACACAGAAGCAGCUGUUAUAGCAAAUUUUGAAUUCUUGGGUCACACAGAUAUGGAUAUGGAAGAAGAAGAAGGAGAUGUGGAAGAUGAAAUUUAUGAUGCAAAUACAGAUACCAAACCAAAUAAAACAUCUAUGCCCCUGCUAGGAGAAGAUGUUGACACAGAUGCAGAAGCAGAAGAGGUAUUAAACGAAUUAAAUCUCCUCACAGAAAUUGAAGAAUCACCACCUGGUUCUAUUUAUCUGGAAAAGAAUUCUCAUUCAAAAUGGAAUGCAAUAGACAUGCAUAGAGAAUUGCAAUUAGAUCCAAGACACUCAAAUAAAGAAGGUGAUUCCACAUUGGAAUUAGGAGAAUUAGAGCAAUUAUGUGUUAAUAAUGAUGCGGAAAUAUCAUACGAUAUAGUUUCCACCACAAAAGAAACCUUCAGAAAAACGUGGAAUGCAAAAUAUACAUUACGAUCGCAUUUCGAUGCUGUUAGGGCACUUGUCUUCCAUCCCACAGAUCCAGUUCUUAUCACUGCAAGUGAUGAUCACACGUUGAAAUUGUGGAAUCUUCAUAAGACUGUUCCAGCAAAGAAGUCAGCUUCAUUAGAUGUAGAACCACUAUACACGUUCAGAUCACAUACUGGACCUGUAUUGUGUCUAGCCAUGUGCAGUGCGGGCAAUCGAUGUUACAGUGGUGGCUUAGAUGGCAAUAUCCAUUGUUGGACACUUCCAUCAGCUAACAUUGAUCCGUACGAUUCGUACGAACCAAGUGUCCUUAGUCACACAUUAACAGGACACACAAAUGCCGUUUGGGGUUUGAGUAUGUAUCAUCUGCGUGCUACCAUGCUAUCGUUCAGCGCAGACGGAACUGUAAAAUUAUGGGCUCCACAGGCCACACAACCUCUUCUCAAUACAUAUGUCUCGGAACAAGACGGCAUACCAACUUCAGUAGACUUUAUCAGGGACGAGCCGCACAAGCUGGUCGUAGCUUAUGAAGGAGCUUGCGUGGUAUUUGAUACUGAAACUGGCGCAAUCGUUGCGCGACUCGAGGCGAACGAAACGAAAGGCGUAAAUCGCGUUGUAGCUCAUCCAACAUUACCACUUGUUGUGGCCGCGCAUGAAGAUCGGCAUAUUCGAUUUUACGAUCACCGAUCAGCUACUCUUGCUCACGCGAUGGUAGCACACUUGGACGCAGUUACUAGUCUCGCUGUAGAUCCUCAUGGUCUAUACUUACUUUCAGGAAGUCAUGAUUGCAGUAUAAGAUUAUGGAAUAUGGACAACAAGACUUGUGUUCAGGAGAUAACAGCACAUCGGAAGAAAUUUGACGAAAGUAUUUUGGACGUAGCGUUUCACCCAUCAAGACCAUUUAUAGCAAGCGCUGGUGCCGACGCUCUCGCCAAAGUGUUUGUGUGAAAUGUGUAAAUC
This is a messenger RNA of Camponotus floridanus (Florida carpenter ant), 2724 nucleotides long. RefSeq names its product striatin-3 (gene Cka). Gene Ontology annotation, molecular function: protein binding. The record is from RefSeq and is a predicted model, not a curated record. Bases 478 to 2712 code for a protein of 744 amino acids. Lineage: Eukaryota; Metazoa; Arthropoda; Insecta; Hymenoptera; Formicidae. The transcript is spliced from 11 exons.